Molecule: messenger RNA, 2787 nt
Organism: Corylus avellana
Lineage: Eukaryota; Viridiplantae; Streptophyta; Magnoliopsida; Fagales; Betulaceae
Product: P-loop containing nucleoside triphosphate hydrolases superfamily protein
Biological process (GO): microtubule-based movement
Cellular component (GO): microtubule cytoskeleton
Molecular function (GO): microtubule binding; microtubule motor activity; ATP binding
Source: RefSeq, a predicted model, not a curated record
CUCUCUCUCUCUCUCUCUCACAUAGAUCUUUGCGUUCUUCUUCAAUCUCUCUCUCAAAUUUUACGCUUUCCCUCUGAUUUUAAAGCCAUGGAAGAUCGAACGGUGGAAAUGUUCUCAGAAAAAAUUGAUUGCUUCUCUCCUAAUUGCGAUUUGAAGCCCUCGUCGCACUCUCCUUCAGUUCAAACCCUAGAGGAUUCAACUUCUCACUCAGAUCAAACCCUUGAAACUCCCAGUUGUGAGAAAGUGCAAACUGUAGAGACUGAAACCAGCGAAUCAGGCAUUGACAAAGAACAAAUUGAGGGGAAUUCCAGUUUCACAGAUGAAAAUAGCUUGUCAAAUGGAAUCCAAGAAAUUUCUCCAGACCAGGGGCAGACCCUUCCUAUAUUGCAGAAAAUCAUUGAUUUGAGCACCAAAGUGCAGAAUCUCAAAAAAGAGCACACCAUCUUGUCUGAUCAAGUGAAGCUCACAACAAAUUCCUUCCCGGGCUCUGCAGUUUUGAACACUCUUCAGCUUCUCAGUACUGAAUAUGAACUUUUAAAGAAGAAGUAUCUUUAUGAGUCAUCUGAACGUAAGAGCCUUUACAACGAAGUAAUUGAGCUUAAAGGCAAUAUCAGGGUCUUCUGCAGAUGUAGACCUUUAAACCAAAUUGAAAUUACAAAUGGGUCUACUUCUGUAGUCGAAUUUGACUCAUCUCAAGAUAAUGAGCUGCAGGUCGUUUGCUCUGAUUCUUCAAAAAAGCAAUUUAAGUUUGACCAUGUCUUUAGGCCGGAGGACAACCAAGAAGCUGUUUUCGCUCAAACUAAGCCUAUUGUAACUUCGGUGUUGGAUGGGUAUAACGUCUGCAUAUUUGCCUAUGGACAAACUGGAACAGGGAAGACGUUUACAAUGGAGGGAACACCUGAAAAUAGGGGAGUUAACUACAGGACUCUAGGGGAGUUGUUUCGAAUUUCUCAAGAGAGAGUUGGCGUUAUGAGAUAUGAAUUGUUUGUUAGCAUGUUGGAGGUUUACAAUGAAAAGAUACGGGACCUAUUGGUUGAAAACUCCAACCAACCUGCAAAGAAGUUAGAGAUAAAGCAAGCAGCAGAGGGAACACAGGAAGUCCCAGGACUUGUUGAAGCUCGUGUUUAUGGUACUGAGGAUGUUUGGGAACUGAUGAAGUCUGGAGGCCGAGCCAGAUCUGUUGGAUCCACCAAUGCUAAUGAGCUCAGCAGUCGUUCUCACUGCUUGUUACGAGUAACAGUUAAGGGGGAAAAUCUAAUAAAUGGACACUGCGCAAAAAGUCACCUUUGGCUGGUAGACUUGGCUGGUAGUGAGCGUGUGGGGAGGAUUGAAGUGGAAGGCGAAAGAUUGAAGGAAUCUCAGUUCAUUAAUAAAUCUCUCUCAGCACUUGGUGACGUUAUUUCUGCCCUUGCAUCGAAAACAGCUCACAUUCCUUACAGGAACUCCAAGCUCACUCAUAUGCUGCAGAGCUCUCUAGGAGGAGAUUGCAAAACCCUGAUGUUUGUCCAGAUCGGCCCAAGUGCAGCUGAUCUAGGAGAAACUCUUUGUUCACUGAAUUUUGCCAGUCGAGUCCGUGGAGUUGAGAGUGGCCCUGCUCGGAAACAGGUGGACGUUAACGAGCUUUUCAAGUACAAGCAAAUGGCAGAAAAGCUCAAGCAUGAGGAGAAGGAAACAAAGAAAUUACAGGAUAACUUGCAGUCCUUGCAGUUAAGGCUUUCUGCCAGAGAACAUAUCUGCAGAAAUCUUCAAGAGAAGGUUCGAGACCUUGAGAACCAAUUGGCAGAGGAAAGGAAAACCAGACUGAAACAGGAAGCCAGAACUUCGGCUCAGCCCUCAGUAAUGUCAUCUUUUAAACAGGCAGCACAGAAACCUACAACAGAGAGGAAGCCACCAUUGGUUCCUACAAAGAUGAGGUUGCCACUGCGAAGAAUUAAUAGUUUCCUGCCCCCACCAUCUCCCAAACCACCCCAAAAAAAUGGCACAACCACUUCUAUUAUUUCAGCAGCUGGCAAAGAAAACAUUCCCAAAACAACAAUGGUGCCAAUAAACACAAAAAGCCUUAUGAAGCCGAGACGGUUUUCUGUUGCUGUCAGACCACCUCCUCCUCCAUCAACAACAACAACGCAGGUUUUUCAGCCUAGGAGACGGGUCUCCAUUGCUACCCUCCGCCCAGAAUCCAACUCUUACAUGACAACACCACUCCACACCUCUUCCUCUCGAUUUAAAAAUGGCAGUGCAAUGGGCCGGCAGUCGUUUGUGAAGGACCCACGGAAGGCGCGGUAUUCAAGGUUAUUCUCGCCAUUGCCAGAGUCAAGGAGAGCACCAGAGACAACACCAACUGCCAUGAGGAGCAGCAGUAAGUUCAUGGGAAGUCCUCCUUCGUGGAAAUCGAAACAUACAACAGUUGUUGCACUACAACGAAAGUCAUUGGUGUGGAGUCCUCUGAAGUUGAGAGGCUAUAACAGGAAGCCAUCAAUGUUGCCUUCACGACCUCCAACUGAGAUGCAAUGAAACCAUGUCUUCUCAGUCAAUAUACUCAAUACACCCUGAAACCACCAUAAGCCUUUUCCUUUUGCCCCAUUUUUUCUAUAAUUUUUUUUCUUUCUUUUGGGAUAUUUUUGCAAAUAUAUUCUCCUUGCGUACUCAUUCAUGUUUCUUAGAGAUUGGGCUACAUUUUCUGUAUCCAAGCAUUUCUUAACCUGUAUCUGAUCCAAACCUUGCAGCAUUUUCCUAGUUGGAUGGAAAAUUCAGUACUCUUAAAUGUCUUAAUAUAUACCGGCAAGUGUU